AUGAGUCUGAUGGAAAACCUUACUCCGUUGCUUGUUGGGCUUAUUGUCCUCAGCUUAGCAAUAUGCGGCCAAUUCUUUCGAAGAAAUGCUACCAGUGGCCUCCCACCAGGGCCAAAACCGCUUCCUCUGUUUGGAAAUAUAAGAGAUCUUCCUGCCCAAGGAAUACCAGAGUACCAGCAUUGGAUCAAGUUCAAAGAUAUGUACGGCCCAAUCAGCUCAGUAUCCAUUCUUGGCCAGCAAAUGAUUCUGUUGCACGACAAGAAGGCAGCGCAUGAUCUGUUAGAGCAGAAAUCUCUCAAGACCUCUCUCAGACCCUCUUCAUUUUUUGCAAAUCAAUGUGGCUUUGGGAAUUUCUUGCCCUUCCGGCAGUACGACGAAACAUAUCGAUGGCACCGCAAGUUACUUCACCAGCAAAUUGGUACCAAAGUCAUGUCGGCCCGAUUCAAUGAGGUUCAAGAUUUGGAAUCGCGACGUUUGCUUCUGAGGGUUCUAAAGAAACCAGAAGAUUUAACAAAUCACUUUAAGACUGAAGCUAGUGCUAUUGUCUUGAAAAUCACGUACGGUUAUGCAAUUGAACCACGAACCCAUGAUCCAUUGGUCUCCUUGGUCGAGCGUAUGAUGGAUAAUAUGUCACUUGCGCUUGUGCCCUUGGCUUGGAUAGUAGAUAUUCUUCCAAUCUUGAACCACCUACCAGAAGGAUUUCCAGGCACCUCCUUUAAAACUCAAGCUCGAGAAUGGAACCAAGUCAACCAGACGGUGACAGAUGCACCCUUUAAAUUCGUGCGGAGACAACUUGCGGCUGGAACGCACCGGACGUCCUAUGUGUCACAACUGAUUGAGAAGUAUGGAACCGGCAAGCAUGGCGAGCUUGAAUUAUCGCUUGAGCAGGAAAACGCUAUCAAACAGACGGCAGCCAUUCUGUACGGCGGCGGAGCGGAUACAACUGUCUCGACACUAUGCAGCUUUGUCCUUGCGAUGGUAAUGUUUCCAGAUGUUCAACAAAAGGCUCAGGAAGAAAUCGACAAGGUGAUUGGCGAUGAAAGGCUACCGGACUUUUCUGACCGACAUCAACUUCCAUACGUCAAUGCAUUGGUGAGCGAGACGCUCCGCUGGCUUCCGGUAACACCGGUUGGUACACCCCAUGUGACGGACGAUGAAAUAGUGUACAAUGGUUUUAGCAUCCCAAAAGGAACAUAUUUAGUCCCGGCAAUCUGGUGGUUUUUGCAUGACCCCGAGACGUACGCAAACCCAAGUGAUUUCGACCCUGACAGAUAUUUGGAACCUCGAAAUGAGCCAGAGCCUACAACAGAAUCAUUUGGCUAUGGCCGAAGAAUAUGUCCUGGGAGAUACCUUGCGAUGGAGAGCCUCUUCAUCACAGUGUCGCGGAUCUUGGCCGCUUUCCAUAUAAGCAAAGCUAUUGAUGCAGAUGGUGAAGAGGUGGAAGCGACUCUCCAGCCUACGGCUGGGCUGAUCUGCCACCCUAAGCCCUUCCCGUACAUAAUUGUGCCAAGAACAGAAAAACAUGCAGAGCUCAUUCUAUCUGUGGAGAGAGAACAUCCAUGGGAAACAAGUGAUGCAGAGUCCCUCAAGCUCUAA
Messenger RNA from Clonostachys solani, 1596 nucleotides. NCBI's taxonomy places the organism in Eukaryota, Fungi, Ascomycota, Sordariomycetes, Hypocreales, Bionectriaceae. The record is from the annotation of a GenBank genome assembly.